GAUAAUUGCACCGCACAUUGCAGUAAAGAUAAGUUUCAAGUGGAUGACGCAGAAAUUCAGGUGAUCUUCCUUCCUCCAAAUGUGACAAGCAUUCAUGCCUAUGGAUCAAGGCAUCAUCAAUGCUUUUAAGGUUAUCUACAAAUCGAAUUUUCUGCGCCGUGUUCUGUUGGAAACUGACAGCGAUUGUCCAGUCACAGAAGUUAUCAAAUCAUUUAGCCUUUAUGACGCUAUUCAACUAGCGACUGAUGCGUGGGCCACUAUAACUCCAGAAACGAUUGCUAACUGUUGGCGCAAUCUCUUAAGUGUCAGUCAAGAUCAAAACUAUAACUCGUUCAACGAUUUCACAAUUUCAUCACCAACAAGUGACCCCCGCGUGUUGCUUUCUAAAGUAGUGCAACUCGUUGAUCCAAACUACGUACUGACCGAAGAAGAAGUUCAAGAAUGGCUAAGCAACUCAGACAACAUAGAUGUAGCGCAAAUAUAUACCGACGAGCAAUUGACCCAGUAUAUUGCCUCUGGUGGUGACUUUUUCGAGGCCGACCAUGAAGAGCAAGAUUGCGAUGCUAACGAAAGUGCUGAGGGUGAUCUUAGUACUUCGGGUUAUAUGUACUCUUGGAGCAGUCAAUCCGAAAAACGCAAUGAUUAUAAGAAGGCUAUCAGCAUCAUGGAUGUACUUAAAAAUGUUCUUAUUGCUGUUGGUGAUGACCAUAAAUUAGUGGAAGUCGAAAAAUGGAAAAACGAAUAUGAAAAUGAAAUUAUUCGCCUUCUUGGCGAAUAA
Molecule: messenger RNA, 778 nt
Organism: Toxorhynchites rutilus septentrionalis
Lineage: Eukaryota; Metazoa; Arthropoda; Insecta; Diptera; Culicidae
Product: tigger transposable element-derived protein 6-like
Exons: 2
Coding region: 95-778 (227 amino acids)
Molecular function (GO): nucleic acid binding
Source: RefSeq, a predicted model, not a curated record